Nestor notabilis (Kea) is the source of this 2604-nucleotide messenger RNA. RefSeq names its product desmocollin-2-like. Gene Ontology annotation, molecular function: calcium ion binding. The record is from RefSeq and is a predicted model, not a curated record. Lineage: Eukaryota; Metazoa; Chordata; Aves; Psittaciformes; Psittacidae. Gene Ontology annotation, cellular component: desmosome; plasma membrane. Gene Ontology annotation, biological process: homophilic cell-cell adhesion. The transcript is spliced from 15 exons. The annotation marks the transcript as partial.
GUACUGAGUUUGUGCUGUGAAGCUUGCAAGAAAGUAAUUUUUCGUGUUCCUUCUGAACUAGAGGCUGAGACAUUAGUUGGCAGAGUUGAUUUGAAAGAAUGCCUUCAGUCUGCAGAGUUUAUCAGUUCCAGUGACGGAAACUUCAAAAUUCUAGAGGAUGGUUCUGUGUACACAACAUCUGUUGUUUCUGUGUCUGCUGAGAAAAAGACUUUUACCAUAUUACUUAAAGAUACUCAAGAACAAGUAGAAAAGAAAAUACAUGUUAGUUUGGUGGAAGAAGAAAAGAAGAAGACCAGGCAUGCUAGAGAUACAGUUCUCAAGCGAACUAAAAGAAGGUGGGGCCCUAUUCCAUCUGUUAUGUUAGAGAACUCACUGGGACCUUUUCCACUACAAAUACAGCAGGUCCAGUCAGACACAGCUCAGAACUACACUAUUUACUAUUCUGCAAGUGGACCGGGAAUUGAUCAAGAUCCAAAGGGUUUGUUUUACAUAGAAAGAGAAACUGGAAAUAUCUUUGCUACCCGUGCAGUAGACCGUGAACAAUAUCCGAGCUUUCAGAUCAUUUGCUUUGCAACCACUCCAGAUGGUUAUUCACCAGAGGUACCACUUGUGCAUACAAUCAGGAUAGAGGAUGAUAACGAUAAUGCUCCAUAUUUUACACAGGACCUUUUUGAGUUUUCUGUCCCUGAAAAUUCCAAACCUGGUGUCAUUGUUGGAAAGGUGACUGCGGAGGACAGAGAUGAGCCUUAUACUCUGCAUACGACGUUGAAAUACCGCAUUGUGUCACAAAAUCCACCAGUAACUCCAGCAUUUUCUUUACAUAGCGACACAGGCGUCAUUGCUGUAUUAUUACCACAGCUGGACAGAGAGCUGGUACCCAGUUACACUUUGUUAGUUGAAGUGAGAGAUAUGGCUGGCCAGCCUUUUGGUUUGUGUACUACAGGAACAGCUGUCAUUAGAAUUGAAGAUAUGAAUGACAAUGCACCAUGCUUUACACAAAUGCAAUAUGAAACACGAGUGGAGGAAAACAGAGUGAAUGUAGAAAUACUGAGAGUCUCUGUUGUUGAUCUUGAUGAACCUGGUUCGCCUGGCUCAGGAGCAGUAUAUGAAAUUAUAAAAGGAAAUGAUGAUCGGUCCUUUGAAAUUACAACAGACAAAAACACAAAUGAAGGAAUACUGUGUGUUGUUAAGGGACUGGACUAUGAAAGUGCCAAGCAAAGGAUCCUUGUGAUUGCAGUCAAUAACGAGGCACCCUACAUGUUGGCACCACAUUCACAACAACUUUCUCAGAGCACCAGCUCUGUUACAGUGCACGUCUUGGAUGUGGAUGAGGGGCCAGUGUUUAAACCCUGUCUGUUACGCAUAGAUGUUAAAGAAUGUGAGGACAUUGGAACAAUUAUUGGGAGAUAUGUAGCAGAAGAUCCAGAAACUGGAAAUAGUGAAGGCAUAAGCUACCGGAUAGCACCUGGCCAAUGUAAUUGGAUCAACAUAGAUGAAAAAUCGGGAGAAGUCAGAACUGUUAAAGUCUUGGACCGAGAUGUAGGAGAAAUGAGACGAGGUCAAUGCAAUAUCACAGUCCUUGCAGUAGACAGAAAUGGCAAAACAGGCACUGGGACAAUUCAGGUUUUCAUCGUGCCUGGGAACAAGAAUUACCCACGAAUCAUGAAAACCGAGUAUAUCAUGUGCAGAGACAGAAAACCGAUCUGCCUUACUGCACAGGAUGGUGAUGAGUCUCCCUACAGCACACCCUUCGUAUAUCGCAUAACUGACCGUAGCUUGGCUUCCAUGUGGAAGAUAACUCGACACAAUGAUAAUUCUGUGUAUCUUUCACCAAAGGGUGAUAUUCCAUUUGGAACAUAUGAUAUUCCUAUAAGUGUGAUUGAUAAUGGAGGAAAGGUAGGAGAGAACCACAUAAAAGUCAACCUCUGUGACUGUGUUACUCCAACUGAAUGCAAUGGUGGCCAAAGCCGUGAACUUGCUGGUGGAAAUGUUACUCUUGGUGUGUGGGCCAUCCUUGCAAUGAUCUUGGGGUCGCUAUUAUUGCUGCUAAUCCUGAUCACAAUCUGUGGCUGCUGUGGCUCUGGAGUAAUGCACAGGCAUGUGACUGAUGAUUGUGCCAAUCACAAUUUAAUCAUUUCAAAUACAGAAGCUCCAGGAGAAGAAGUGAUGGAUCACAAUAUAAUUCCUCUACAGAAUACGUGUGAUCAAGGAGGAUAUGGAAUAAAAACAGGAGAUCAACAAACAUUUGAAAUGACUAAAGGAAGAGGGCAUACCUUGGAAUCAGUCAAGGGAGGUGGACAUCAGACUCUGGGGUCAGUUAAAGAAGGAGGAGGACAGACUAUGAUGGAUACAUGUAGAUAUUCCUACUCAGAAUGGCAUAAUUUCACACAUCCUCGUUUAGGUGAAAAGGUGCACCUAUGCAGACAGGAUGAAGAACAGAAGCACUCUGAAGAUUAUCUCCUCUCAUAUAACUAUGAAGGAAAAGGAUCCUUGGCUGGCUCUGUAGGCUGCUGCAGUGACCAGCAUGAAGAAGAGGCACUUGACUUCUUAGAUCAGCUGGAACCCAAGUUUAGGACAUUAGCAGAAACAUGUGUAAAAAGAUAA